GAAGUUUGGACGGGCGGCGCCGUGCGGGGCCGUGCGGUGCCGCUGCCCCAUCGCCAGCAAGGAGAGAGCAGCCCCGGGACAGGUCUGUUGCUCAGGCCAGCCUGUUGCAAGGAUGGGGCCCCUGGAAGCAGUAGGCAGAGAAAACCAGACAGAUGAAAUGCAGGUGGAGCUGUUCACCAAACUGUACUUGCCUCAAUACACCACACCGCUCAAUGAAUUAGCUCUGGACCCUAAACCAGAACUGAAGGACAGCACAACACUAGUUGAAGUGCAGAUAAUCCUCAUCUUUGCUUACUGCUCCAUCAUCCUGCUGGGGGUGAUCGGCAACUCCCUCGUUAUCCACGUGAUCAUCAAGUUCAAAAGCAUGCGCACGGUGACUAACUUCUUCAUUGCCAACCUGGCAGUGGCAGACCUGCUGGUGAAUACACUGUGCCUGCCCUUCACUUUGGUUUACACACUGUUGGGAGAGUGGAAACUGGGUCCGGUGUUGUGCCACCUGGUGCCUUAUGCCCAGGCUCUUGCUGUGCAUGUGUCUACUGUAACUUUGACUGUGAUCGCUUUGGAUCGCCAUCGCUGCAUUGUCUACCACCUGGAAAGCAAAAUCUCUAAGCGGAUCAGCUUCCUGAUUAUAGGAGUUGCCUGGGCAGUCAGUGCCCUGUUGGCAAGUCCUCUGGCCAUCUUCCGUGAGUAUUCAUUGAUUGAGAUAAUUCCUGACUUCAAGAUCGUGGUCUGCUCUGAGAAAUGGCCAGGGGAGGGGCAGCUGAACUAUGGCACUGUUUACAGCAUCUCCAUGCUCCUGAUCCAGUACGUGCUGCCUCUGGCAGUCAUCUCCUAUGCCUACGCCCGUAUUUGGACCAAGCUCAAGAACCACGUGAGUCCUGGGGCUGGGAAUGACCACUACCACCACCGGCGGCGGAAAACCACCAAGAUGCUGGUGUGUGUGGUUGUAGUGUUUGCUGUCAGCUGGCUGCCAUUUCACACCUUCCAGCUCGUCAGUGACAUUGACAGUCAGGUGUUAGACCUGAAAGAGUACAAACUGAUCUACACAGUGUUCCACGUCAUUGCCAUGUGCUCAACGUUUGCUAACCCCCUUCUAUAUGGUUGGAUGAAUAGCAACUACAGGACGGCCUUCCUCACGGCUUUCCAGUGUGAACAGCGACUGGACUCCAUCCACCCUGAAGUAUCAGCAGCUUUGAAAGCCAGGAAGAAACUAGAAGCGAAGAGGAUUCAGUUCCCCGGAGACUCUUUCACACAACCUACCAAUGUCUAAGAAACCUGACUUUAAAGAGGAAACAAAAUUCGUUUUGACACAUGCAUUUUUAAUGCAUAGUUCUAUUCAUUAAUGGUGAAAGAAAAGUAGUAUGAAAGUCAAGGCAAGUGGUCUGAUUUGAGGGGGAGUUGAUUGGCAUAAAGAGUAUGUAAAUAUACAACUCCAAGGAAAUAAAAGGGAGAGACCUUGUUUAUGGCUGUCUCUGACAGGGUAAGAGACACUCCCGUCCCUCCCAUCUCUUCUUCAUAAGUCUUAAUGACAAAGGCAAAGUUUGCUGGGCAAGUGGCUGACGUGUAGCACAGGAAUAUGAACGGUGGCAGCAGGUAAUUUUUAUGUAGCAUAUGGAGAUCAGGGAGAGCAGAAGCCUGGCAGGAAAAUAAAGCCUGCUGGGGGGAAUGGGCUGUGCUAGUUAAAGCAAACUUUUCAAACCCCUUCUCUCCCGCAGGUAUCUUUUAUGAAGAUAAGGGAAUUAAGAAGAGAAAUAUGUUACUGUUUUUUAUGUGUACUGAAGUACUUCAAACCAGUGCAUUUUGCAUGGAUUAGGGGAAAUAAAAAGAGUAAAAAAGCCAAACAACCUACAAAAAACUAAACCACAGAUUCAAUAUGAGGAAAGAUUGAGUUUCUUACUCGGUUUUGGCCAGUCAGAUGGGGUAAAAAGUCUUUCCUUAUGAAUCUGCUGUGGUUAUGCUGGUGAGAAAAUCACAAGCUUGUGACCUGAUCAGUCAUUCCCUGCAGAUCCCUCCCUGCCUUUCAUUCUGUGCUGGGCACAGUUCACAACACAGUGCUUUAAAGUGGCAUUUGAGGGCAGGGUAUGCAGGUUAAGGUCUUCUUUGAGCACUUCAUAAACUGCCAAUAUUUUAAUUUUCAGGACCUGCUUAAAUGUCUAACGUGUUAUUAACUCCACAGGCUUUGAAUUGUUGCUGCUUUCUCCCUGGAUAAUAAAACAGCAGAUAAUUUUGAUUCUCUGGAGAGGCUUCUAGAUGGUAAUGUGCUUUUCCUGUAUUGUGGUUUUAUGUCACACACUCGUCUUGGAGCUUUUUCUGUCUUUAGCCUUUGUAAAAAUUAAGGACAUUUGAACGACUGUAGCCUAAUAACCGUAUGCUAGGUUUAUGUGAUAACUUAUCAGUUACUCUGCAUGCUGUAGUGAAUAGUUAAAUUCCUUUUUUCUCAGGUAUAAAAUUUUAAUCUGUUUACUGUGUUGUACACAGCAAUGUUCAACUAUUCUGUGUCUUUGUUUAGCCUCUUUGAACUCAUUUAAGAUACGAAGAAAAUUUAAAUCCAUGUUUAUUCCAAGUUGCCCUAUUGCUUAUCUAGAAUAAAAAUAAGCAUGAUACUUACACUUGGAAUCUUUUUCUACAGCUACAUUUCAUCUGCCUCAUUUUUUUCUCUCCAUUUUAUAUCGUUCCUAAAUUCAUUGUGUUUUGUCUUAAAAAUGAAAAAACAACAACACUCCAGUACUGAAGUGUUAGCAAUGUAAUGAAUGGUAUCAGAUCUUUAUCAGGUGGAGAAAUUAAUCUUUGUGUAUGCACUAUUUGGCACCAUUCUUUAAAUAUCCAUGAAAUCAUUUGGACUUAGUUUUUUGUGAACAGAGAAGGGAGGUCUGGAGAAUUAGCUAGUGUUUACUCAAGCAAGAAAAAGUAUCCAUCAUUUUUAAAGAGUUUUACAAAAAUAGAUUAAUUCUCAAACAUGCUUAGAGCGUAAUAUUGUCCAUUAGUUAUUUUUGUCUGAGUAUUAAUAAUAUUCAAAAUUUAAGCUCAAAAUUGUUAUGGGUGAGGAAGGAUUACAGAAGUGUGCAAUUAUUAUGGGCAUCAAUCAUAUAUAUUGGUUACAAUUGACUCUGAACCCUUAAUCAAAAGUGUUAUUGCCCAAAAUAGCCUCCUUUAUUUAAUAAGCAAAUGGUUUAAAACUUCUGUUUCAACUCUUUUAAGCCUGUUUGAGUAUGGUAUAUAUACAAUUUUGGAGUAACUAUGACAGUGUGUGCUAAAGCUACAGUUGCCAACCUAAUUCUCUGUAAAUUUAAGUCUACUUUACAUCA
Apus apus (common swift) is the source of this 3305-nucleotide messenger RNA. RefSeq names its product neuropeptide Y receptor Y2 (gene NPY2R). The transcript has 2 exons. Gene Ontology annotation, molecular function: neuropeptide Y receptor activity. Bases 113 to 1270 code for a protein of 385 amino acids. Gene Ontology annotation, cellular component: membrane. The record is from RefSeq and is a predicted model, not a curated record. Gene Ontology annotation, biological process: G protein-coupled receptor signaling pathway. Lineage: Eukaryota; Metazoa; Chordata; Aves; Apodiformes; Apodidae.